AUGAUAAGUCAUGAUGGUUCCUAUUAUUUCAUUUCUUUGGUGAAGUUGCUAUCGAUAAACUAUUUUUUCAACUUUUCUUUUUCAAAAGAAACUCCCCAACAUUUAAAGAGUUUAAAUCAGAUUAAGGCUACAGUAUCAUUUUGAUGUUAUAGUAGAAUUCCUAGUUUAUAGAAGUAAAACCAAAAAUUUUAUUUUAGACCAUUUAAUUGGUUAAAAAAGACUGUGUGUCUAUUUUGAGAAACUUAUUAGAUACGAAUCUUUGA
This is a messenger RNA of Paramecium pentaurelia, 263 nucleotides long. The record is from the annotation of a GenBank genome assembly. NCBI's taxonomy places the organism in Eukaryota, Ciliophora, Oligohymenophorea, Peniculida, Parameciidae.